This is a messenger RNA of Heterocephalus glaber (naked mole-rat), 2100 nucleotides long. It is a transcript of the gene Dffb, whose product is annotated as DNA fragmentation factor subunit beta. Gene Ontology annotation, cellular component: cytoplasm; nucleus. The record is from RefSeq and is a predicted model, not a curated record. Gene Ontology annotation, molecular function: DNA endonuclease activity. NCBI's taxonomy places the organism in Eukaryota, Metazoa, Chordata, Mammalia, Rodentia, Bathyergidae. Gene Ontology annotation, biological process: apoptotic process; apoptotic DNA fragmentation.
GCUCCGGUCGGGCCUGCGCACGAGCCCAGCGCGUUCCGGUCUAGCCCACUCCGUCCCCUCCGCAGCGCGUGGCCCGGGCGAGCAUGUGCGCGGCGCCCCGCCAGCCCAAGAGCGUCCGGCUGCGCGCCCUGCACAGCGCACGGAAGUUCGGCGUGGCGGGCCGCACCUGCCUGGAACUGCUGCGCAAGGGCUGCCUGCGCUUCCAGGUUCCCGAGCACGGCUCCCGGCUGUGCCUGUAUGAGGACGGCACGGAGGUGACCGAGGACUACUUCCCUCGCGUCCCCGAAGACGCGGAGCUCGUGCUGCUCACCGCCGGCCAGACCUGGGGGGGUUGUGAGUGGUGUGGGCAGGGCAGGCUGUGCCUCCCCUGGACUGAAUCCGUUUCUGUUUGUCCCCUGUUGGUGGCAGAUGUGAGCGACAUCGGCCGCUUCCUCAGCGUGUUUCAGGAGCCACAUGUGGGCGUCCUCCAGGUGGCCCGGCAGCUGCUAGAGGACGAACAGGCCCCGCUUCGGCAGAAGUUGCUGGCAGACCUGCUGCAGAGCGCGAGCCAGAACAUCGCAGCCGAGACGCGGGCCCAGGACCCACCCUGGUUCGAGGGCGUGGAGUCCCGCUUUAGGAACAAGUCUGGCUACCUGAGAUACAGCUGUGAGAGCCGCAUCCGGGGCUACCUGAGAGAGGUGAGCACCUACGCCUCCGGGGUGGCCGUGGGGGCUCGAGAGGAGUACCUGCGUGUCCUCGACUCCAUGUGCCAGAAGCUCAAGGCCGCGCAGUACCACGGGAGCUACUUUGACCGAGAAGCCGAGGCCGGAGGCCGCCUGUGCACACCAGAGGGCUGGUUCUCCUGCCAGGGUCCUUUUGACCUGGAAAACUGCGCCUCAAAGCAUUCCAUCAACCCCUACAGCAACCGGGAGAGCCGGAUCCUCUUCAGCACAUGGAACCUGGACCACAUCAUCGAGAAGAAACGCGCCAUUGUGCCCACGCUGGUUGACGCCAUCCAGCAGCGGGACGGCAGGGAGGUGGCCUGGGAGUACUUCUACAGCCUGCUCUUCACCCCCGAGAACCUGAAGCUGGUGCACAUUGCCUGCCACAAGAAGACCACCCACAAGCUCGAGUGUGACCCCCGCAGGAUCUACAGACCCAGGGUGGGGCCGAAGAGGAAGCGGCCCGCUCGAAAGCGCCAGUGACCCCGGGCUCUGCCCUCCGCCUUGCCCGGGCUGACUGCGAAAUGGAAACAGGUGCUGCAUUUUUUUGUCAUUCCCGUAGUUCCUGGAAGCUUCUGCAGACCUAGUGUGGGUCUGAACCCAUCCUCUGACUUCUGAGAACCAAGCCUCCAGAGCACGGCGGCGGGGCUCCCUGGACACGUGCAGGUCCCGGUCGAGCAAGGGAAAACUGCUCAGGGUCUCCCGCACUCUGACUUUGCCAGCGUGUGCGUCUCGGGAGGGUUUCCGCUGCUGCCGAGGCUGAACGUGGCUGCCCAGCCCGUGUGAGGGUCCCGUGAGUUCGUGCCUCAGCUCUGUGCUAUUUUCAUACAAAGGGCAGCUUAGUCUCUGGACUCUUUGGAAAGCCAGGGAGUGACCAUCUGUAAAAUGUUUGCAUGCCACAACAAGCACCCAGGGUAGAUACUGCUGAAUUGUAUACAAUGCAGAGUGGGAAACCUUCCAACUGUCCCCGUAGGGAAUUUGCUGCAUUACGUUGAGCUGGAUGAAUUGCUGUUUUUGUAGGUGAAAAAUGAUCGGGUAUCAUUGAUUUCACAAUUCCACCUAGUGCAUGUACACAAGGCCAGUGGCAGCGUUUGAAGCGUCCCAAGGUGCUUGUGCGCAGGACGGGAGGCCACUGACCGCACAGGCGGCCUGGCCGUGCAGUGCCCCGCUGGUUUGGUAAGCGGGGAGCGUGGGGAAACACCCCAGGCUGCUCAGGGCAGUGGUCCUGGGGACGUGGCGGGGCAGGCUUAUUCCUACAGCAGGUGUUUGGAAUACUUGAGUUCUUAAAGUGAUCAUUUUGUAGUAAUAUUUUACAACGUACUUUGCAAAGUCCUAUAUUUUGUAAUAUUUGGACUUUUUUACACUUACAUAAAGAAAAAUAAAGCUUUCCCAAAGGAGA